Molecule: messenger RNA, 1320 nt
Organism: Chenopodium quinoa (quinoa)
Lineage: Eukaryota; Viridiplantae; Streptophyta; Magnoliopsida; Caryophyllales; Amaranthaceae
Product: polyadenylate-binding protein-interacting protein 5-like
Exons: 3
Coding region: 194-685 (163 amino acids)
Molecular function (GO): ubiquitin binding
Source: RefSeq, a predicted model, not a curated record
UACCCCCUUAUAAAUUUGCGGAGUACGAGAAUUCCAGGAAUAAAAGUACCUUCAUUAUUCUCUUUCUCUCUCUUAAAGACCUUCCUACCUUUUCAUCUUCGAUCAUCAAUCGUAAUCAUCUCUUCAUUUCUAGGGUUUGUUUUUCUCUUCGAUCGAUCAAUCAAUCGAAUUAUUCACUUUCCUGCAAGUUGCCAUGAUGAAAUCAAGCACAUCGUCUUUGAAUCCAAACGCUGCUUCAUAUGUACCAAUCUCCAAGCGAGAGGUAAAUGAGCAUAAUGGCCCUAAGACCCUUCCGAAUGCUGUUAGUGUGGUUGGUCUCCCUACUAAGGAUGAUAACAAGUUGAAGAAUGCUGCUGAUGGUGUAUCUUCCGAAUGUUCUCAGGAAACAGACAUCAAAUUCAUGGAUGAAGAGUCUGAAAUGGACCUAGCUUAUCUACAAAUGAUGUUUCCUGGUGUUUCUGAUCAGUCUAUUGCUGAUGUCUAUUAUGUUAAUAGCGGUGACCUAGAUUCUGCAGUUGACAUGCUGACCCAUUUAGAGGCUGUUGAUAAUAUUCCUGAUGCUUUGAAUAUCAAACACCCCGAGACGCCUGCUUCUUCGAGUGAGUACUCAACUGCAAAGGGUGUAAUUGCGACAGGUGAAUCUAGCAGCUCUGCACGUCCAUCUGAUUUAGCUGUUGCUACCUGAUCUUUCUCUCUGCAAAUUGAUUUACAACAGCAAAACUUAGUUACAUUGAUAUCUGUGAAUAGAGUGGGUAUAUGUGUGAUAAUUUGGAUACUGGGAGAACACUGGUGCCCUUUAUGUUUUUAGUUGUAUAGCUUUUCUUCGAAUAAGAACAUAUUUGUUCUUUAGGAGAGUCAUUGCUAGUUGGUUUUACUGGUCUAUUGGCUGUUUGUCUGAAAGAAAUUGCAGCAAACUCUUUAACUUAGGUUAAAUCUCAGCUUGUCCUUUAAUGAUAGUGAUCUUUUCCGAUUGUGUGGGCUUAGGAGCUCCACAGCAAUUGGCAGAGAUUGCUUUUUAUCAAGUGUUUGAAAUGUAGGAAUGUCUGUGAUGCCCAUAUCUUGUUACACGAUGUAGCAAGUGUUUCUUGGUCUCAUAAUUUGGAAGAUCGAUUUUGCAAGAACCGUAUGAUGUUUGCUUUCAGCUUUGGUAAGCAUUAAGAUAGAUUUAGCAAUUUGGCUCCUUGGCCGUCUUUGUAAUUUGGUCAAAUCCCAGGUGAAAUUGGGGCGUGUUCUUGCUUAACAGUGAAAAAACUUUGUUGUCCAGGAUUACCUUGUGAACUCUGAAAUGCAUUAUGAGUUUAUGAUUGUAACUUUGCUCUA